Molecule: messenger RNA, 3408 nt
Organism: Mytilus californianus (California mussel)
Lineage: Eukaryota; Metazoa; Mollusca; Bivalvia; Mytilida; Mytilidae
Exons: 2
Coding region: 131-1645 (504 amino acids)
Biological process (GO): protein polyubiquitination; proteasome-mediated ubiquitin-dependent protein catabolic process
Molecular function (GO): zinc ion binding; ubiquitin protein ligase activity; protein binding
Source: RefSeq, a predicted model, not a curated record
AAUGUCAUUUAAAUAUUUACAGACAAACUGAAUCAGGUAUUAACAUGUCCUAAUUCCCUUUUAGAAAACUGGAAGGAAAAUAAUUUCCAUUGUCAUACAAAGAGAGGAGGUGACUUUUUACUGAGAGGUCAUGUCGUCCAAAAAACCUAUACCAUGUGGACCUUGUCAAAAAGGAAAAAUAAACACUAAAGCUGAAUACUGGUGUCACAACUGUGAUGAAGGAUUAAGUUCAACAUGUACAGGUCAUCACAAAAGAUCUAAGUUAUCACGUGAUCAUAAGAAUAUUGAUAUCAAAAGUUGUAAACCAUCAAUCCAAGCCAUCAUAAUAGAAUGUGACAAACAUGGUCUUCAGCUCAACUUGUACUGUUCUAGUCAUUUAAUGCCUUGCUGUGAUCAAUGUAUUUCCACAAGUCAUUCAAAAUGUACUGGAAUAAAAAGCUUAAGAAGUGUUGUGGAGAAAACCAAGGUAGAAAAAUCAAAAGCAUCUGUAGAUAAAGCAGAAAUACACAUGAAUAGAGAACCAAGCGUGAGGGUUGCUAAAACAGAAGUACCCAUGAAUAGAGAACCAAGCGUGAGGGUUGCUAAAACAGAAGUACCCAUGAAUAGAGAACCAAGCGUGAGGGUUGCUAAAACAGAAGUACCCAUGAAUAGAGAACCAAGCAUGAGGGUUGCUAAAACUGAAGUAGCCAUGAAUAGAGAACCAAGCGUGAGGGUUGCUAAAACAGAAGUACCCAUGAAUAGAGAACCAAGCGUGAGGGUUGCUAAAACAGAAGUACCCAUGAAUAGAGAACCAAGCGUGAGGGUUGCUAAAACAGAAGUCCCUAUGAAUAGAGAAACAAGUGUGAGGGGGAAAGCACAAGUAGAAUCACGAGAACAAUCCAAUAUAAACAACAUGGCCAUGAAUAUUGAGACAAAGAUUAAGAUCAAAUUAAGGAAUGUAACUGACAUGAUCUGUCUGAUGGAUGGAAGAAUUAUAGUAGUGGAUAAGAAUGGUAAAGUUAACCCACUUACUUCUGAUGGCAAACUAAAGAAAAAAUUACCUAUACCUGGUGAAGCCUGGAGUGUUACACAGAUCAAUCAGAACACUAUAGCCAUAACUUUUCCUACAGAGAAGGCCAUUAGAAUCUUCAAUAUGGAGAAUAAAACAGUCACCAAAGUUAUCACUUUCGACAAAGAAUGCAGAGGAUUAUCAUUCUCCAAUAAUUCUCUGGCUGUAGGUCUGAGUAAUGAUGAAAUCCAUAUUAUAGACUUGGAAGGAAAUACACUGAAGUUAAUACAAGUUCCGAGUGGAUCAUACCUGGAGCACCUUGUUUACUGUAAUGACAGAGUAACCUAUAGUGACUUUAAUGGUAACGUAGUAUACUGUUAUGAUGAAUCAGGUAAACAGAUCUGGCAAUAUCAACAGGAUUUAUCAGCACCAAAGGGACUUUGUACAGAUACUUAUGGUAACAUUAUUGUAGUGGACUAUAGAUCUUACAGAAUAAUAGUAAUAUCAAAAGAUGGACAGAAUAGUAGAGUACUGAUUAGUGAAGAGGAUGGACUGUGGUUGCCUAGGUGUUUUUGUUUCAAACAUAAUGAGUCUUCAGGUUUUAUAUAUGAUACCGAUUCCAUAUACAAGGUAAAAUCCAAUUUAUCUUCUGGAUAAAAUAUACACUGACGAGUCCAAUGAUGUUACCUGACUUUGAUGUACUACAAUUUAUUUAUUUAUUUAGUACCAUACAGAAUCAGUAAAUUAAGUUCAGUCUGUAUAAGCCAUUUUGGAUCAUACCAAUUAUACUUGGAAUACAUUUUAGUAAAAGUAAAUUUUCUUAACAGGUCAUUAUAAACCCAUGUACUUUUGUUCCUAAAUUUUGUUUUAAAUCACCAGAAAAAAAAACCAAGAAAUUUUUAAAUAAGAUGAUUUUUCAUGAAACAAAUUUCAAACUUCCUAUCUCUGUGUCUACAAUGGUCACAAAAUUCAAGGUAUUUUAACUCCAAGUAAAUAAAUAUGCACUUGAAAACCAAACAGAUUCAAACUUAUUUUUAACAGAAAGAUUAUAAAAGUGCUUGUAAGCACUGAAGGGUAAAGAUUGCUUUAAUUUAUCAGUGGGAAGUAAAACUAAAUACUGCAUUGUAUAAAGCAUUGGUUGUAGUUGAUUCAAUUACAAUUCUGGACAAAGGAAGAUAGCUCCAAUUUUUUAACAUGACUUUAACAAUGACAUCAUUGAUAUUUUUAGAACAGAUAUUAGAUUCCUGUACCUUGCAAAAGUUAUGUAUUUUUCUUGACAAGUAUAACAUCAUUUUAUGACUUGAAUAUCUGAGCAUAUAUUUCAUUGAUAAAUUUCUCAAAAUGUUCAUGGAUAGGAUGUAUAGAAUGCUAUGAUCAAUGCACUAUAUUUUGUGUAUCUCAAAAGUAGUGAUAAGCCUUGGAAGAUUUAGAUAUCAAGUCAGUACCAUAGGGUUUUGAUUGCAUUUCAUGCAAUCUUUACCCCAAAACUAUAUAAAUUUUAUCUAAUGUUAUAAAAAUCAUAACUUGGUUAAUGUAUUUUUGACCGACUGGUGUAUGGCUGAAGCAGACAGUAGAUUUGCUAUUUUAAUAUAAAUCUGAAAAAAUUUGAGAUUUACGUUAUCUUUUUUACUCUAUGCUUUCCCUUUCACAGUCACACUUCUCUAGUCAUAAAAGUGACAAGAGGAGUAAUUACUAUAAUAAAAAGCCUUAAUUAAAUACACCUCACAAAAAUAAUUAUUACUAUGAAGGUUAAUUGAUUGAGUUGACUGGUAUAAGCUAAGGUACCUGAUAUUGAUUGAUCUUUUUGAAAUUGUUUCUCAUAUUUAACUGGUUUACAUAAUAAUCUUAUCAAUAAACAAUUUAAUUUAUCACUAAAGUGUUUAAAGAUUAAAUAAUCAAAUUUCAAUAGUUAAUGAGAGAAAAAAAUAAAAGAACUACCUUGUCUUCAUAUAUACAUGUAAUACAAGUCUGUGAAUGUACACUGGUGUGAAAUUUAAUUAUGUAUCCAAAAGCUUUCAAAAUGGAGAAAAAAUAAACAGUAAUUUUGAUAUUUUGAGUUUUUUGAUUUUUUGAUUUUUUGAUUUUUUGAGUUUUGAAACAUUUCAAGGUCAGUUUUGAAUAUCUAUUUUUAGGCAUACAAACACUAUGAUUAUUUUUAGAUUUUUAUAAUUUUAGAAAUGUUUUAUUAGAUAAUUAUGUUUCUCAAUCUUAAUGGUAAGCUUCUUAUUUGAUAUUAUUGACAUGGUAUAUAAUUUUUUUUACGUAUAUGAUAUUGUACAUACAUUACUAACAAAUACUAACAGCUGUAUAAAUAUGCUAUUUGCUAAUGUUAACGAGGCUGGGAUAACAUACCGGUGACAUGUUGUUUUUAACUAACAAAUGUACAGAUUUCAAUAAAUUAUAAACUGCCACUGAAAAAA